Molecule: messenger RNA, 3842 nt
Organism: Exaiptasia diaphana
Lineage: Eukaryota; Metazoa; Cnidaria; Anthozoa; Actiniaria; Aiptasiidae
Product: NACHT, LRR and PYD domains-containing protein 14
Exons: 1
Coding region: 1-3471 (1156 amino acids)
Molecular function (GO): protein binding
Source: RefSeq, a predicted model, not a curated record
AUGGAUUCUCUGAAAGAAUUWCUUAUCCCAAAACGAUUCAGCGUGUAUGGAUACAUCGUUGCUGUAUUCACUGUACUAGCUGGAGGGAUUACUACCUUURUAACCGGAAUUAAAGCAUCUGAAAUAGAGCAAUUUCAAUGUGACAGCCAUGGUAUUCCAGCGGACAAGGRCUUUUUGACUACGAAGUGUUUCAAUCAAUACAGACAAGUACACAAUGCCUCUCUGCCGCUUUAUGGAUUUGUAUUUAUAACGUUUGCUAGUUUAGUUCUAAUUUGUAUUAUCUAUUCUUGGUGUUGUGUGAAAUCUAGAGUGGAACAAAUCCAACAGGAAUGUUUAGAAAAUCAAGACAACCCUCGACCUGCUACAGUCAGAACUCGCCUAAUUUUCAUGUCAUAUUUGCUCCAGCUACUAGUACGCUUUGGAUUUGGUGUUUUCUUUGCACUAUUACAGUUAACAGGACUUUACGCUUCAAAUUUUCCACCGCAGUUUCAGUGCAAAUCGAAUUCAAAAGGAACAAAUUUUAACGCAUCGUCAUCUAUCAUAACCUGUCAGAACUCAUUUGCCGAAGAAAAAACACUUUGGGCAAAGGUCAUUUGGAUUUUGCACAUAGUCUUUGCAUGUCUUGUAUUAUUUGAAGUGUUUUAUCUUUUGACAAGAGCUUGCCAUGACAAGGGUUUCAUGAGAGACUCGGAAUUUUGCCAAAGUCACCUUUACAACAAUAGAAGAGUUUCUUUAUCACAAAGGGACUUCAGUCUAUUAAUGUCGGGAAUAUUGGAGCAGACAAAGUAUCUCGAACUCCUAAUGCCUGAAGAUCCAUCUGAAGAUGACAAUAGGAGAGCAAUAGACGAUGUUUAUGUGGAACUUGUUAUACUUUCUGGUCGAGUCACUCAUGACUUCGACAUGGCUAAGAAAAGACACGAACUCUUGAACGUUUAUCUCAAACCACCUACAGCUUCGGUUCAAAUAAAUAACAUCAGAGAGCUUUUUGUUUCUGAAACACAACCUUAUCGUAAUAUUCUUAUUAUUGGCCGACCUGGAAUCGGGAAAACUUCUCUUUGUACUAAAAUCAUUCGCGAUUGGUGCAAAGACAAAAUGAAUCAAUUCAAGUUUGUUUUCCUCUUUAGGUUUCGCCAUUUGAAUUCAGAGCGAUUUGACAAAAUAUCGCUCAUGCGAUUUCUCAAUGAAGCAGARCACUCCAUGAAUAUAGACUYAGCUACGUUACAAAAUAUUACUGACGAAACUCAAUCUAUUUUGUUUAUCUUUGAUGGCUUCGAUGAGUUUAAGCAUCGUAAGAACUUAAUGAAAGACCAAUCAGAAUUCAGCGGCUUAAAUGGAUUGAGCGAUGAAAUGCCUGUAACCGCUCUUUAUUCGAAGCUUCUGCAGAAGAAGCUACUCCCGGGUGCCACAAUCUUGACAACUUCCAGACCAAAUGCUGUGGACACUCUGAAAACCCUAAAGGUACAAUUUGACAGAGUAGCUGAAAUUUUGGGUUUUACUCCAGAAAAAGUUAGAUCAUAUGUUCACAAAUUUUGCAAUAACAAUGAAGAUACAGCAAGAAAGAUUUGGCAACACAUAGAAAGCAAUGUCAAUCUUUUGUAUCUGUGUUACAUUCCCGUAACUUGUUGGAUUGUCUGUUCUUUGUUGCAUAAUUUCAUUGAAAAACAUAACAGUAUGGAUACAUUGGCUCUACCCACCACCCUUUCUGAUAUUUACAAAGGAGCAUUAAGGCUAUUUUUGUUUAACCACAAUCCAGAAUAUCAACAGCAAGCUUCUUUUAAUGAUUACACGAAUGAUACAUUUUCGAGUACAAUUGAGGAAGCACUGUCAAAACUAGGAAAACUAGCAAGAAAAGGUAUUGAGGAGAAACGACUGGUCUUUGAAGAAGAAGAGGUUCAAGGAUUGGAAAACUGUGGUUUACUCAACUGUAUGCCAAGUAACGAAAAUCCUGCAUUUGGAUUUGCACGGGCUUCACAAUAUUGUUUUAUUCAUUUGACUCUUCAAGAGUUUCUUGCUGCCAGAGAAAUUGCAAAGGUAGAUGACCUCAAUGAAGUGUUUCAGUUAACAAAGAAUAAAGCAGCUGAUGCCAACUGGCAUCUUGUCUUACAGUUUAUUGCAGGAUUACUGCAAAAACACGCUUUUGAAGUUUCAAAGUUUUUCGAAGGGAUUCUUUGCCAUGCUUUGACCGAGACAUAUGACCGACAAUUAAGUUUACUAAUGCUCAAAUGUAUUUACGAACUAAACAAUGAAGAAGCUGCUGUGAGAACUGCUGCAAAACUGGAAUCUUGUAAGGAAUUCGGCGGUUCCAUAGAUUUUCAUGAAAUGGAUGUGACACCCCCUGAUUGCACAGCAAUUGUGUAUGUUUUGAGGCAUUGUGUGACUCAUCUAGAAUCACUUGACAUUUCUCAUAAUAAUUUUGGUGAUCAAGGUUGCUCAGAACUUAUUAAGAUUUUUACCAGAGACGCAAGUAAUGCAAGCAGGAAUUAUUCAUCUCAAGACUGUCAUCUUAACAAGAUGGACUUGACCGGGAACAAAAUAACUGAUCAAGGUGUGUUGCAGCUCUGUGAUGCACUCAAACGCCACAAUUGCCAUCUCACCCAGUUGGGCUUGUCCUCGAAUGAAAUAASCGACAAAGGCUUAUUACAACUGAGUGUUGCAUUCAAAAGUGAAAACUGCCACAUCACCCAUUUGGACCUGCUCAAUAACGACAUAAGCGAUCAAGGCGUAUUAUACUUAAGCGAUGCACUCGAAAGUGAAAACUGUCAUCUCACUCAUCUGAACUUGCUCAGUAAUCAAAUAACAGAUCGAGGUGUCUUUCACAUAUGUCAAGCACUUAAAAGUGACAACUGUCUUCUAAGUCGGCUGGACGUCUUCCUAAUUGAAGUCACUGACCAAGGUAUCCUCCUCCUUAGUGAUGCAAUCCAAUGCGAGAACUGUCAUCUCACCCAGUUGACCUUGAUCUAUAAUAAAAUAUCAGAUCAAGGUGUAUUSCACCUCAGUAAAGCACUCAAAUCUGAAAAUUGUCACCUCACCAAUUUGAACUUAUCCAGUAAUAGCAUAACUGAUCAAGGUCUACUGCACUUGAGUGAUGCACUCAAAUGUAAAAACUGUCAUCUCACGAUGAUGACUUUGUCUUACAAUAAAAUAACUGAUCAAGGUGUAGCACACUUGAGUGAUGCACUCAAAAAUGAAAACUGCCAUCUCAUCCAGUUGGACCUGUCUUUUAAUGAAGUARCAGAUCAAGGUUUAUUGCAAUUGAGCGAUGCACUCAAAUGUGAAAUGUGUGAUCUCACCGACUUGAACUUGAUGGAUAAUCAACUUACUGAUCAAUGUGUAUUUUAUUUGGAGGAUGCACUCAAGUCUAGUACCUGUCACCUGAGGCAAUUUAAUUUGUCCAGGAACCAAUUGACUGAUGAAGGAGUGGCACUUCUAAAGGCUGCAACCGAGUGUAAAGACUGCCUACUAAUCACUUAGCACUCAGUGCAAAAGUAAAAUGGAACUCUACACUCUGAAGUCUCUACAGCUUGUACAGUACUACUAUAUCUGAAAACACAUAAAUGGUGCUUUUAAAGCUAAGCCUUAAUAAUCGAUAAAAAAUUGGUCAUGAAUCAUAUUGAAUUAGUAUUAUUAAAUUAAAGAUUUAUAAAUUUUUAAUUAAAAUCAGCGAAAAUUCUAGUCAGGACUUUUUGAGUUAAAUGUUAAGUCAAGUAUGAAGCUAUCUUUGCUAGGUGAAUUUACUAAAAAUGUCAUUCCAGUGGAAGCAGUAUAUUUUGUAUUUUCGGCAUAAUUAGUUGAAUUUGUAAGGCAAGACUUACGAUAAAUAAAUAUGAAUAUUUUCAUCCUGA